Neohortaea acidophila is the source of this 1137-nucleotide messenger RNA. RefSeq names its product gibberellin 2-oxidase. The record is from RefSeq and is a predicted model, not a curated record. NCBI's taxonomy places the organism in Eukaryota, Fungi, Ascomycota, Dothideomycetes, Mycosphaerellales, Teratosphaeriaceae. The coding region runs from base 1 to 1137 and encodes 378 amino acids. The transcript has 4 exons. Gene Ontology annotation, molecular function: dioxygenase activity.
AUGGCACCAUCCAUCGCCGAACUGCCGCCAUCUGGCCUCGAGACCAGCAAGACCAUCCCCAUCAAGCCCUGGAGCCGUCCGGAGCCGACCAAAGAGGACCUGGACUGGGCACCUCUCGUUGAAAUCGACUUGUCUCGUUUCGAUGAGCCCGGCGGCAAGGAGGCUCUCGCCGAUCAACUCCGCGAUGCAGUCACCAACGUCGGUUUCUGGGUCGUAACGGGCACUGGCAUAGAAGAUGAGCGUGUGCUCCGGCAAUUCAGCAUUGGAAAUACCUUUUUCCAAGAACCGUUGGAGGAGAAGAGAAAGCAUCCUUGUCAUUUUGAGAGGGGCGAGUACUAUGGGUACCGUGAGAACUCCCGAUGGAUCGGCGACACUGGUAUCAAAGAGAACAUUGAGAUGCUCAACGUUCAAAAGCCCAUUCCACAGCUGGAUGACGAGCCCCGGCACCGCGUCGUCCAGGAGAAUUGGGAUGAGAUUGCGUCUUUCCACCGUGAGCUCCAUGAGAAAGUGGCCCGCAAGUUGUACACCCUGAUGGCGAUAAUCCUGGAACUCCCGGAGGAUUACCUUUAUGACCUUCACAACUACGACGGUAAAAGUGAUGAUCACCUGCGAUACAUGAUUUACAAUGUCCGCACCCAGGACGAAUGGGAUCGUGCGCAGGCGUAUUCCAAGGGAGGACAUACUGACUUCGGCUCCCUGACGCUCUUGUACGCUCAAAACGUUGCCGGGCUGCAGAUCCGCACCCCCGAAGGCGAAUGGAAGUAUGUCAAGCCUGUGAAGGGAGGUAUUACGUGCAAUGCCGCGGAUACCCUGAGCUUCCUUACCAAAGGAUAUAUUAAAUCGACCAUUCACCGUGUCGUGACUCCGCCCAAGGAUCAGAUCGAUAUCCCUCGCCUAGGCCUUCUAUACUUCUCAAGGCCCGGUGACAAUGCACCCAUGCGCGCAGUGCCUUCGCCCGUUCUGGACAGACUUGGUCUGCUCACCGCAGAGGAUAAAGAUGAGAAUGCGCACGUGGUUACUGGGACCGAGUACGUGCGGGCUCGAGUCAAGGACGUCCAUCACAAGACAGUUCUGGACAAGCGUGAGGGAACCAACUUCGAGUUCAAGGGCUUGAAGGUGCAGAAUUACUAUGAUUAG